ACAAACCUAAGAAUCAACAAUGACGAUUCUUUUCACUCUAGUGCUUUUCUCUCUUAUUCUCAGUUCCACUUUUGCCAUCCGAAUGGUGUAUUUAUUUUGUUCAAAACUCAUUCUGGGUUGUCUUUCACAAUGUAUCCGGUUCUCUCUGAAUUGAAUUCUCUGUUUUUCUUGUUUUCCAGCCUUAUGUAGUGUACUUGGGAGAACACACACAUGGGCCAGAGCCAACCUCACUUGAACUCAAUCAAGUGACAACUUCCCAUUACAAGAUUCUGAGUUCUGUCGUCGGAAGUUCUGAGAUUGCUAGGGACAAGAUUUUUUACUCAUAUACUCACUCCAUCAAUGGUUUUGCCACGGUCCUGGACGAGGAAGAAGCUGUGCAGUUAGCAAAACGUUCGGAUGCGAUUUCUGUUUUCCUAAACAAGCCAAGGAAACUGCACACAACUCAUUCAUGGGAUUUUUGAGAUUGAAAAGAGAUGGGAUUAUUCCUUCCAAAGCAAUCUGGGAAAAGGCAAGGUUUGGGAAAGACACCAUCAUCGCAAACCUUGACACCGGUGUUUGACCGGAAUCAAAGAGCUUUUCGGAUGAAGGGUAUGGUCCCGUUCCAUCAAGGUGGCGCGGAGUCUGUCAAAGUGGAAAUGGGAGAUGAAUUCCAUUGCAGCAGGAAGUUGAUAGGAGCAAGGUACUUUAACAAAGGUUUAGCUGCAUCUGUUGGUGACCAACUAAACUCCUCGUUACCGCCCUCAUUAUCAACUGUGAGGGACCUUGAUGGCCAUGGAUCACACGCCUUAUCAACUGCUGCGGGCAAUUUUGUUCCAGGAGCUAAUGUUUUUGGCCAUGGUAACGGGACAACAAGUGGGGGAUUGCCUGCAGCCCGUGUUGCAGCUUAUAAAGUAUGCUGGCCCAAAGUUGGAGAUGGUGCAUGCAUGGAUGCAGACAUCCUUGCUGCCUUUGAUGCUGCAAUUAGUGAUGGUGUUGAUGUGCUCUCACUGUCAAUCGGUGGGAUGCUAGCUGAGUAUUUUGAGGAUGGAAUUACAAUUGGGUCCUUCCAUGCUGUCAAGAAUGGCAUUACUGUGGUUGCUUCUGUUGUUGACAACGCGUUCACAAGUUAUAUCACGCUUGGGAACAAGAAGAAGAUCAAGGGAAUGAGUCUUUCUGCAACAAUUUUACUGCGUGGGAAAUACUAUCCACUGAUCACUGGUGCAAGCGCUAGAUUAGAUGACGUCUCAGAAGUAGAUGUCAACCUGUGUCAGCUAGAUUCACUUGAUCCUAGAAAGGCUAAGGGGAAGAUUGUUGUGUGUUUUCAAGGGGGAAAUGGAAAAACAGAGAACGAGUAGCGGCCCUAUGAGCCGGAGCUGUUGGCAUGAUUCUAACAAAUGAUGAGCAAAGUGGAAACGAAGUUUUUCCAUAUCCUCACAUGCUCCCAGCUGCUGAUGUCAAAUUCAUUGAUGGUCAAACUAUUUAUGCCUACAUUGACGCUACUAGGUAACAAACUUUUGCACUCAUU
This is a messenger RNA of Rubroshorea leprosula, 1504 nucleotides long. The record is from the annotation of a GenBank genome assembly. NCBI's taxonomy places the organism in Eukaryota, Viridiplantae, Streptophyta, Magnoliopsida, Malvales, Dipterocarpaceae.